Molecule: messenger RNA, 2185 nt
Organism: Trichoplusia ni (cabbage looper)
Lineage: Eukaryota; Metazoa; Arthropoda; Insecta; Lepidoptera; Noctuidae
Product: sodium/hydrogen exchanger 8-like
Exons: 7
Biological process (GO): proton transmembrane transport
Cellular component (GO): membrane
Molecular function (GO): monoatomic ion channel activity; sodium:proton antiporter activity
Source: RefSeq, a predicted model, not a curated record
ACACGGCCGCGCAAAAAUGGCCUUUAAAAUAUUAAUAAAUUUGAUAAUAUUUUUACUUUUAUCUUCGGGAACGAGGGAGGACGUCAGUGAAGACUUCUCCUCACAACAGAUCCUGAACCGAAGUGAUGAUGAGGUGUCCUUCAACGACCCGGCAAGACCAGCCCUGUCCUACCCGACAUCCUUGGGCUUUCUGUUCGUAUUCUCAACCUUGCUCAUCGGCGUUGUGGUCAGAGCCAUCAUGCUAUGGAUCGGCAUGUGUAUCCCGUAUCGAGUCGUCAUGUUCACUCUCGGCGGGCUGGCCGGCUUCUGCGCUAACAGGUUCCCUUCCAUAAAACCUAUUGUUCACGUCUGCUUCAUAGAGGUUGACGUGCUUCUAAUCAUAUUUCUACCACUCCUGAUUUUCCGAACGUCUUAUAAUGUUGAUGCUCAUUCUUUUUGGAGGAGCUUCCCCCAGAUUUUAUUGGUUGGGGUCCCUGGUGCGUUGUUGACGGCUCUAAUGGCGGCUUUUAUGGCAUUUUACCUGAUAGAAUCGUCCUGGACUUUCUCAACGGCUUUGCUGUUCGGGAUUGUGUGUUCGCCGAUUUAUCCUCUGGAGGUGGUAAAACAGUUGAAGGCUAUGAGUAAAGGGAAGUACAUCAGCGUUCUUUUACUCGGAGAAGGAUUGCUUGGUGAUGUGACGGUCAUGAUCGAGUUCACAGCAGUUUUUGGGUACAUAGCAGGUGCUUUAACCGAAGCUUCCCAAAUAACGUUGUUCCUAAUCCGAUAUGCAGGCGGAGGACUGCUCCUUGGACUAGUGAUGGGGAAAAUAACUGAUACCUUAGUAUCUGUUACAUACUACGAUCUACUCUGCGCUGUAACCGUGACAGUGGCUGGGGCGUAUCUAACGUAUUACAUUGGAGAGAAGUUUCUCUACGUAUCAGGGUUACUUGGUACAGUGAUAACUGGUGUCCUAGUCAGUAACAAGAAGUCGACGAUAGCUGGCGAUGUGGAACAGGUCGUGUCACAGUUCUGGAUGAUCUUGGGCCACGCGGCGAACACGCUGGUCUUCACUAUGAUUGGGGUUGUGAUCUUUGAGAAGGUGAGCGACGUGAUCAGCGUCAGACAAGUGUCGUUGAUCUUCGUGACGUAUACUACUGUGUAUUGUUCGAGGCUGAUGGUGUACGCGGCCAUGACACCGCUGCUCCGACACAUCGGUUACGGGAUGACGUGGCAGCACUGCAUGGCGUGUGUGUGGGGCGGCUUGCGCGGCCCCCUGUCACUGUGUCUCGCGCUCAUCGUGCUGCAGACGCCAACCGUGUCGGAUGCAGGCGAAAUCUUCAUAAUCCAAACAGCGGGUCUAGUAAUCCUUUCCCUCCUAAUUAACGCUACAAGUAUGACGAAGGUUCUGAAGAUCCUCGGCUUGGCGGAGAUAUCCCUCGCGAAGAAGGCUAACAUGACGAACUGCGUUAAACGCAUCAUGAUGACGAGGGACCGCUGUAUCUCAAUGCUGAAGAUGGACAAGUUCUUAGCUGAUGCCAACUGGGAUCUGGUACAGGAAGGCACUACGAUCAAGCACCCGUACCAGCUGCAGAUGUCCGGCCGUGACGAGGACAGUGAGGAUGACACCUAUAUGGGGUACCACUACACGACCUGCCCUGACUGCGAGCGAGAGAUACCCAACGAGCCCACCAAGAAAGAGUUCGCAGAGAUGACCAGGGAAGCCUACCAGCGCGUCCUGAAAGCGUUGAAGAUCUCCUACUGGCGCCAGUACGAGCACGGGAAGAUCAGCAAGGAUGGAGUCAGGGUGCUGGUGCAGGCUGUGGAAGUGGCUGCAGACUCCGAGGAUGGCAGGGUUAAUCUGGAACAGCUGGGGACGCUGUGGAAACCAAAGACCCAUGCUGUAUGGCUUCGUCGUAAACUUGUAAACAUGAUGACUCCAGAAGCGGCAAACGCUCAAGUGCCGCGACAAAAAUGGCGGCAGCAAUGUUACAGAGUGGUCACCAACAUUUGGUUCGACGGAUUUAUAUACUUCAUGAUCCUUUGCAACACCCCUGUCAUUCUCUGUGAAGUGGCUCUGCCGGUACCGUCUCAAAAAGCGUUAUGUUGACUUAUAAGGGCUUUGAAUUUAUUCUUCUACAUCAUUUACGUUCUGGAGAUGAUCAUUAAGAUGUGCGCCUUCGGCUUCUGUGGUUACUUCAAGUCGCAU